AUGUCUCGCAAACGCAAAGCGCUAUCGUUCAAGGAGAAGCUUGAAGUUCUGAGCAAAGUCAAUCAGGAACCAAAGAAGAAGGGCACUAAGCUUGAAAAAGAGCUGGGACUUGCACCGUCAAUGCUGAGCACGAUCGUCAGCCAACGAGAGCAGAUUCUGAAAUGUGUGCAGUACUUUGGUGCAAAUGUCGAGCAAGAGAAGACUGCACAGCGGGUGAACUUAGAAGUGACCCUUCUGACGUGGUUUAAGCAGGUGACGGCGGCUGGCAUCAAGGUAGAGCGCAAAGUGGCGCGAGAGAAAGUGGACAACGUUGCUGUAUCACUGAAAAUUGACAGUUUCCAAACAUGA
Ornithodoros turicata is the source of this 348-nucleotide messenger RNA. Its product is annotated as major centromere autoantigen B-like. Gene Ontology annotation, molecular function: DNA binding. Lineage: Eukaryota; Metazoa; Arthropoda; Arachnida; Ixodida; Argasidae. Bases 1 to 348 code for a protein of 115 amino acids. The transcript has a single exon. The record is from RefSeq and is a predicted model, not a curated record.